UGGACGACGCUUGUUAAACGUCAAAGUAAGUUGGAAUGGAACAAAUAUAAAAGUGCUUGCAUUGCACGGCUCUAAAAAUAUUGCAAUAUUUAAAUUUCAUAGGUUGUUAAAGUGAGUUCUUUAAUUAGUAUUAUAACAUUCAAGUUGCAAUUAGAGUAUAAGGAAAAUCAAGUGUACACACAAAAGUUCCCUAUUUUACUCAUCAAAAUACAAAAGACUUCAUUUGGCGGUAAAUUGAAAAAUGGGCGAUAGAGGAGAUAAUGCCGAAGCAUUUGAUGAUGCUGUAGAAGAACGUGUAAUAAACGAAGAAUACAAAAUAUGGAAGAAAAAUACACCAUUUUUAUAUGAUUUGGUAAUGACACAUGCUUUAGAAUGGCCAUCACUUACUGCACAAUGGUUACCUGACGUUACAAAACAGGAAGGCAAAGAUUAUUCUGUGCAUCGUCUUAUAUUAGGGACGCAUACUUCUGAUGAGCAAAACCACUUAUUAAUUGCUAGUGUGCAACUACCAAAUGAAGAUGCACAAUUUGAUGCUUCUCACUAUGACAACGAAAAAGGUGAGUUUGGUGGAUUUGGAUCUGUUUCCGGAAAAAUUGAAAUUGAAAUUAAAAUCAAUCAUGAGGGAGAAGUAAAUCGUGCACGUUAUAUGCCUCAGAACGCUUGUGUUAUUGCAACUAAAACGCCUUCUAGCGAUGUACUAGUAUUUGACUAUACAAAACACCCCAGCAAACCAGAACCAAGCGGAGAAUGUCAUCCAGAUCUUCGCUUAAGGGGUCAUCAAAAAGAAGGGUAUGGCCUAUCAUGGAAUCCAAAUUUAAAUGGAUAUUUAUUAUCAGCUAGUGAUGAUCAUACAAUUUGCUUGUGGGAUAUUAACGCAACACCAAAAGAACAUCGGGUAAUUGACGCUAAAAAUAUUUUUACUGGUCAUACAGCUGUCGUGGAAGAUGUAGCUUGGCAUCUACUUCAUGAAUCUUUAUUUGGUUCUGUUGCUGACGAUCAAAAACUUAUGAUUUGGGACACACGUUGUAAUAACACAUCCAAACCUUCACAUACAGUAGACGCUCACACAGCUGAAGUCAAUUGUUUAAGUUUUAACCCUUAUUCUGAAUUUAUUUUGGCCACUGGUUCAGCAGAUAAAACUGUCGCCUUAUGGGAUUUAAGAAAUCUUAAACUAAAACUACAUUCCUUCGAAUCACAUAAAGAUGAAAUAUUUCAAGUUCAAUGGUCACCUCAUAACGAAACAAUUUUAGCAUCUUCUGGAACUGAUCGACGUUUGCAUGUAUGGGACUUAUCAAAAAUAGGUGAAGAACAAAGUGCAGAAGAUGCCGAAGAUGGACCGCCAGAGCUUUUAUUUAUUCAUGGAGGACACACAGCAAAAAUAUCAGACUUCUCUUGGAAUCCAAAUGAACCAUGGGUAAUUUGUUCAGUUUCGGAAGAUAAUAUAAUGCAAGUAUGGCAAAUGGCAGAAAAUAUAUAUAAUGAUGAAGAACCAGAAAUCCCAUCAUCUGAGUUAGAAGGUAGUGGUGCCGCGUAAUUUAUUUACAAAUUUCAAUUAUUUUAUUUGACUUUUCUUGAGAUAUAAUAAAAACAUAUUUUUAACAUGAAAGA
Messenger RNA from Condylostylus longicornis, 1608 nucleotides. RefSeq names its product chromatin assembly factor 1 p55 subunit (gene Caf1-55). Gene Ontology annotation, cellular component: ESC/E(Z) complex; NuRD complex; nucleus. Bases 242 to 1534 code for a protein of 430 amino acids. The transcript is spliced from 3 exons. Gene Ontology annotation, biological process: regulation of gene expression. Gene Ontology annotation, molecular function: histone binding. The record is from RefSeq and is a predicted model, not a curated record. Lineage: Eukaryota; Metazoa; Arthropoda; Insecta; Diptera; Dolichopodidae.